ACAAGAAACGACAAGGAAGAGGAGGCACCUUUCGCCUCUUCUACCUUGGUGGAGAUCGCGGUCUCCUCCACUUCCUCCUCGUCUUGAUUCGACCGAUCUGGGGUUAGGGUUUCUUUAGGGGUCGUGGAGAUGGGACAGCAGUCGUUGAUCUACAGCUUCGUCGCGCGGGGAACGGUGGUUCUGGCGGAGUUCACGGAGUUCUCGGGUAACUUCAACAGCAUCGCUGCUCAGUGCCUGCAGAAGCUCCCCGCUAGCAACAACAAGUUCACCUACAACUGCGACGGCCACACCUUCAAUUACCUCGUCGAGGACGGUUACACAUAUUGUGUUGUUGCUGUCGAGUCAGUUGGCAGGCAAAUUCCCAUUGCCUUUCUAGAGAGGGUGAAGGAGGAUUUUAACAAAAGAUAUGGAGGAGGAAAAGCUGCAACUGCUGCAGCCAACAGCCUCACCCGCGAGUUCGGGUCCAAGCUUAAAGAGCACAUGCAGUACUGUGUUGACCACCCUGAAGAGAUAAGCAAGCUUGCCAAGGUGAAAGCUCAGGUUUCUGAAGUCAAAGGAGUUAUGAUGGAGAACAUUGAGAAGGUUCUUGAUCGCGGGGAGAAAAUUGAGUUGCUUGUCGACAAGACAGAAAACCUUCGCUCACAGGCACAAGAUUUCAGACAGCAUGGAACACAGAUGAGGAGGAAGAUGUGGCUUCAGAACAUGAAGGUUAAGCUAAUCGUCUUGGGAAUCAUUAUUGCACUAGUACUUAUUAUCGUUUUGUCUGUGUGCCAUGGCUUCAAAUGCUAAUAUUGAUCGAUAAGGGGGGCUGUCACAAUUACCCCUUCCCCAGCAGCACUAGUGCUAUAUGUAGUGGUAUAUAGUUUGCUACUUCCAUAAACAUUGGUGAUUUGUGGUUUAGCAUUCCAAGUUGCAAAUCAGUAUUUUGGGUUUGGCUUAGCAGGUUUUGUGUAAUGCAUGUAUAGCCUGAACGCAGUUCUUUGUUGCUAAAUAAUGAAUUGGCAGAUGUGUUGUCAUUUGUGGCUAUCA
Molecule: messenger RNA, 1029 nt
Organism: Musa acuminata AAA Group (dessert banana)
Lineage: Eukaryota; Viridiplantae; Streptophyta; Magnoliopsida; Zingiberales; Musaceae
Product: vesicle-associated membrane protein 721
Exons: 5
Coding region: 130-789 (219 amino acids)
Biological process (GO): vesicle-mediated transport
Cellular component (GO): membrane
Source: RefSeq, a predicted model, not a curated record